Penicillium oxalicum is the source of this 3009-nucleotide messenger RNA. RefSeq names its product argonaute/piwi family protein. The coding region runs from base 1 to 3009 and encodes 1002 amino acids. The record is from RefSeq and is a predicted model, not a curated record. Gene Ontology annotation, molecular function: protein binding; RNA binding. NCBI's taxonomy places the organism in Eukaryota, Fungi, Ascomycota, Eurotiomycetes, Eurotiales, Aspergillaceae. The transcript is spliced from 3 exons.
AUGUCAGGCGCCAAUCGGGGUGGUUCUGGCCGCGGUGGACGGGGAGGUGGAGGUGGCCGUGGAUCCGGUGGUGGUCGAGGUGGUGGUCGUGGAGGAGGUGGUGGUGGUGGUGGCCGUCCUGCUGCUGGUAGUGCAGGUGGAGGUGGUCAGUCUGGUCAGUCUGGUCAAAGUGGUCAGUUCGGUCAGUCAGGAGGUACACCACGCCGUGAUGACCAUGGCAACCGUGGUGGACGUUCUGGUGGUGGUGGUCGUGGUGGUGGUAGUGGUGGUGGCGGUGGUGGUGGCGGUGGUGGUAAAGGCGGCGGCGGCAGUUCUAGUUCGUGGAAAAUGCUCCAAGGUGAAGCCACGCUGGAUGUCAAGUCUUGGGCCUAUGAGGAUGAAUGCAUGGGAGAAGCCCCAAAGGAACGGGGCAGGUUGGCUUUGCGGCCUGGCUACGGCAGCAUAGGUCGAGAGAUUCUACUGCGUGCCAACUAUUUCGCCAUGUCUAUCAAACCUGAGAUGAAAAUCUAUUCUUGGAUUGCCAAGAUCGAGCCGGCGCCCAGACACAAGCGACAACUUCCUGCAAUCUGGGCUAGAAUUUUGGCCGUUGGAAGGAUUGCUCAGGCGGCCCCUGCUACCGACUAUGCGAAUGAGUUGGUGACCAUCAGGGAUAUUGCACCUGCAGGUCCGUUGAACAUCCACAUCCAGGACGGGAACAGCGAGGCAGAAUUCAGCGUGACUCUGCAGAGUAACGGCAUAAUCAACAUGGACAGUUUCGUAGAGGAUCUUCGCGAACCAGCGGGGCGCUCCUUUGUCGAAAAUGAGGCCAUCGUUGUUCGACUUCUCAACAUCAUGAUGGCUACCAACCCAGCCACGGACUCGGGCAUCGUCACCCUGGGAAAGGGGAACAACAACCGCUUCUACUGGGUCGAUGAUCGUCAAGAAUCGGUUGAUCUGACGGCGGGCUUGAUUUGUCUUCGUGGGUACUAUGCGAGUGUGCGACUCGGUGCCGGCCGUAUCUACCUCAAUUUGAGCGUCAAUCACAGUGCCUUCUAUCGUCCCGGUCCACUGUGGGAAUUGUGCUUGGCCUUUUCCAGUCAUCACGGGCAAGACCGUCACCUUUUCCACCGGUAUCUGAAAAUGCUGCAAGUCGAGUGCAGCCAUCUCACUGACAAGACGCCAAAUGGGGCGGUCCCUCGGCGAAAAACGAUCUGGGGCCUUGCAGAACCCGGUGACGGAGCCAAGGAAGCUCAUCCACCGAGAAUCAAGCAGCUUGGGUCGUGCCCUAAUAAUGUGCAAUUUUACCAUAACACUCACAAAAGAUACAUGUCGGUUGAGGAAUAUUUCAGACUAGAAUACCGUAUGGAACUCAAGCAUGGCGACAAGCCCGUGGUGAACGUCGGCAACAAGCAAAAGCCUGUUUAUCUGCCAAUGGAUGUCCUCACUGUCCCCCCUGGUCGAGUUUUCCGGGGAGAGUUGAGCAGCGCGCAACGGCAGAACAUCAUCAAGUUCAGCUGUCGGAAACCCCCCGAGAAUUAUGACUCGAUCAUCGGGGACGGACUGGAAAUCACCGGAGUCACCGAUAGACGGACUGUGCCAUUCGAAUUCCAGGUCGGUUCCAAAAUGGCGGUCGUGGCAGCUCGGGUUUUGCCCGCGCCAGUCUUGAAAUAUCGUUCUGGCAGGGACACGCCCAAGGGCGGCUCUUGGAAUUUGAUCAGGAAGCAAUUCUCUCGGUACAUUUCUGUCAAUGGGUACGCGGCCGUGGUGUUCCAUAAAGAGUCGCGUCAAGACCAGAGCCUGGCGAACUGUUUCAUGGCCUUUCAGGACAAGAUGAAUGAGCUCGGAAUGGAUAUGAAGGGCGUGAUCUUGCCCCCUCUAUUCAUCAACCUGAAAAAGGAGCCCUUGACGCAAAUCAACCAAGUCAAUGAGAUGUUUGACAUGCUGAAGAAGCGACGGAUCACCUUUGCUGUCAUUCUCAUGCCUUCGGGUGUCGAGAGGGUCUUUGACUACAUCAAAUGGCGCAGCGAGACCGUUGAGGGCAUCUCCACUCAUUGCUGCAUGACCACCAAGUUCCAAAAGACAGAAGGCAGUGCCCAGUACUACGCCAACAAUGCCAUGAAGGUCAAUCUUCGCCUGGGAGGUGUCAACCAAGUUCUUGAAAUGCCAGCCUCUUCCCUGAUCGCCUCUGGUAAGACCAUGAUUGUCGGUCUCGAUGUCACUCACCCGUCCGCCACCGACCCCGAAACUUUCCCCAGCAUUGCCUCCAUUGUCGCAAGCACCAAUCCAUUGCUGGGUCAAUGGCCUGGCGAGGUCAAGAUUCAGGAGGCCCGCGUGGAGGAAGUUCAGCACCUCAAGUCGAUGCUGCUUGGACGUCUCCGCCGCUGGAGAACAGACAAUGGAAGUCUUCCCGAGAACAUUCUGAUUUAUCGGGACGGCGUCAGUGAAGGGCAAUACGAGAUGGUAGUGACGAGUGAGCUACAACAGGUUCGGGAGGCCUGUCGGGCUAUUUACGGUGCUUCCUCGACCCCCAGGAUCUCCAUCAUUGUCGGAGGAAAGCGCCACAACACUCGAUUCUUCGCUACCAAAGCGGGAGAUCUGGAUCGCACGUCGAACUGUCCCAAUGGCACCGUGGUCGAUCGUGGCAUCACUCGCCCUAUCUACUGGGAGUUCUUCCUCCAGGCUCAGGCUCCACUGCAAGGCUCGGCUCGUUCCGCUCGGUAUGUGGUCGUCCACGACGAGAUCUUCACCAACGCCACGGUUAGAAGGCAACACCUCGGCGGCAGCAGUGCCACAGACGCUGUCCAGGAAUUGACCCACAACAUCUGCUACAUGAUGGGUCGCUGCACUCGCUCCAUCAGCUACAGCACGCCCGCCUUCCUGUCUGAUCGGUUUGCCGAUCGUGCUCGCAAGUACGUUCGUGCUUACUACUGGGAGAUGGCUGUCCUACGAAACAACCCCCGACCUCCUGCGCCUGGAGACAAUGUCACUACACUUGCUCCGACACUUGCAGAGAAGAUGGUUUACAUUUAA